Trypanosoma conorhini is the source of this 996-nucleotide messenger RNA. RefSeq lists its product as uncharacterized. The record is from RefSeq and is a predicted model, not a curated record. Lineage: Eukaryota; Euglenozoa; Kinetoplastea; Trypanosomatida; Trypanosomatidae. Bases 1 to 996 code for a protein of 331 amino acids. Gene Ontology annotation, molecular function: protein binding. The transcript has a single exon.
AUGCGUUCAGCGAGGGCCGAUUUGUCGUCCGCGCCGGGCGAGCAACGCUCGACGCUGCGCGUCCGCAACCCGGCCUCCGGUGUCGUGUACCACCUCAUCUUCGAGGGCAACCUGCGCAGGCUGACGGGGGCGCAGCUGCGGCUGCACCUCGAGGGCAUCUGCCUCGUCCCGGCUGAGCGGCAGCGGCUAACGUUCAACGGCGUUCCCGUCGACAACGAAAGCACCGGGGCCUCGCUGGGGCUGCACGACAGGGCGCUGCUCGAGCUCCACACCGCGCCGCGCGGCGGCCCUGGCGACGUGCUCCUCCGCGGAGCGCAGUACGCGCACCCCGCGGAGGAGCACCUGAACCACAGCGAGCGCAGUGAGCAGCCGCAUGGCCUGAGCACGCCGACGACGACGACUGCGUCGCAGCGGACACCAACGCCACGCGCCAUGCAGCGUGACGUAGAGGACGCGAGCGCCGAGGUGCGGCAUCCGCGGUGGCGUUAUGCGUACGGCAAGGAUGACUGUGGGGGACCGCGUCUGGCCAGGAAUGUGUGUGCCGCGGCACCCCUUUUGGGGGCUCCGCCAGCGCAGACUUUAGAGCCGGUGGAUGCCGUCAUUGAGGAGGACGCCAUCGAGGGCCUGAGCGCCGCGAUGAUGCCGCUGCAUGACGCCGACAUUGAGGAUGCCCGGCUGGAGCAGAUGGAGUACGUGUGGAUGAUGGAGCAGAUGCGGUUUGAGACGGAGCGGAUGAAUCGUGAGCGGGAUCUCCUUCGGCAGCGGCAAGAGCUUGAGUACGAGGCGGAGAUUCUGGAGCGGGAGCAGUGCAUUGUGGGGCGACGCACGCUGCAGGAACGGCGCAAACUGGCGGAGCUGCAGCAGUGGGUACGGGAGGAGAUGGCGGUGGAGGCACGCCUGCUUAACAUACGCGACAGUGGCCUCAGCUACGGCAACCGGGACGACGACCACGAUGAAAGCAUUGACUUGACGGCUCAGGAGGAGCCGCUGAGGUGA